UUGAAAAACAAAGAAACUAAGUCGGCAAAGUGUACAAAGUACAAACAAACAACACACACUUAUAGACAAAAACCCUAAACCAGUCCCUAGUUUCAUUCAUUCCCUUCUCCUUAAACCAACCAAACACAAAAAAAUUCCCAAUUCGUAAAACACGAAAACAGUUAUAAAAAAUCUCUCCAAUCUCAAUGGCCGGUCAACGAACUUCGUACGGAAACAAACGCUCCUACUCCCACACCGACGACGGUGACUCCAGACCCAAACGCCGCAACCCCGGCGGCGACGAGUCCCGCGACACGUUUCUCAUAACCCAAGACGACACCGUCUACCGCUACCUCUGUCCCGUCCGCAAGAUCGGGAGCAUAAUCGGCCGCGGCGGCGAGAUCGUGAAGCAGCUUCGCGCCGAGACGAAGGCGAAGAUCCGGAUCGGGGAGACGGUUCCUGGAUGUGACGAGCGUGUUGUGACGAUCUAUAGUGUGGCGGAUGAGGCGAAUGAGUUGGAGGAGUCUGGGGAGUUUGUGUGUCCGGCGGAGGAUGCGCUUGUGAGGAUUCAUAUGAGGGUUGUUGCGGAGGAUUUGAGGGGGCGUGGGGAGGGGGAGGAGGAGGAUGUUGAUAUGGAGAAGGAGGAGAGUCAGGUUACGGCGAAGCUUUUGGUUCCGUCGGAUCAGAUUGGGUGUGUGAUUGGGAAAGGAGGGCAGAUUGUUCAGAAUAUUAGAAGUGAGACCGGGGCGCAGAUUCGGAUUCUUAAGGAUGAGAGGUUGCCUCUUUGUGCUUUGAACUCUGAUGAACUUGUUCAGAUUUCUGGUGAGAUUGGGGUUGUGAAGAAGGCUCUGAUUCAGAUUGCAUCACGACUUCAUGACAACCCUUCGCGUACUCAGCAUUUGCUUACUUCUUCGGUUCCUGGGGUAUAUGCGGCUGGUGGUUCAAUGGGGGGUCCUCCUGGUGGGGCUCCGAUCAUGGGGAUGGCUCCUAUUGGUGGAGGUUAUGGGGGGUAUAAAGGUGAUGUUGGAGACUGGCCACCACGGUCCAUGUAUCCGAGUUCAAGGGAUGAAGGUUCUGUGAGGGAUUUUUCAGUCCGGUUUGUUUGUCCAAUUGCUAACAUUGGAGGUGUGAUAGGUAAGGGCGGUGGUAUAAUAAAUCAAAUUAGGCAGGAUUCUGGGGCUACAAUCAAGGUUGAUAGUUCGGCGACUGAAGGAGAUGACUGCUUAAUAGCCAUUUCGACAAGAGAGUUAUUUGAAGAUUCUUUCUCUCCAACAAUAGAAGCAGCUGUGCGUUUGCAACCACGGUGCAGUGAGAAAAUUGAAAGAGAUUCCGGGAUUCUCUCUUUUACUACCAGGUUACUGGUGUCAAACUCUCGAAUUGGUUGCCUAAUUGGUAAAGGAGGAACAAUCAUUACUGAAAUGAGAAGGCUUACAAAAGCUAACAUACGCAUCCUAUCGAAGGAAGAUCUCCCUAAAAUUGCAUCUGAAGAUGAUGAAAUGGUGCAGAUUUCGGGGGAAUUAGAUAUUGCCAAGGAUGCACUUGUCCAAGUACUUACACGGCUAAGAGCAAAUAUUUUUGAUAUGGAGCGUUCUGUCUCAUCAUUCCUUCCACCAGUACUUCCAUAUCUUCCUGCUUCGCCAGAAGGACCAGAUGGUUUGAACUAUGACGGUAGAGAUGGAAGAAGACAUGGACGUGGCCAUUCUUAUUCAGAUGGCUAUGGAGGCCCAAGUGAUUUGGCAUCUGGCGACAGUUAUGGAAACUAUGGAGGCUCUCAGCAGCUUGGUCGAGGCGCUCCUUAUGGAGCUUACGGUGGUUAUGCUACGGGACGAACUAGUACUUCUGGAUUGUCUGACAGAUUAUCUAGUCAGGGUGGUGUUUCUCGGAGGAGAAACCAUGGUUACUAAAACUUGAUGGGUCCUUGCAGCUGAGUUAUGUGAAGCCCUGAAGCCUACUGCCUAAACUGGAAGACCUGAUGAACCACGGUUUGACAAACUCAUGGCCCACCUUGAGACGCCUCAACCUAGGGACUGACAAACUCAUGGCCAAGCCAACCUUGACGCCUCUAUCUAGGGGACCAAACAUGUUGGAGACUAUUGAAUUUGACCAUGUCCAUUUUACCUUACUUCCCAAGCUUCGUAAUUUGUGCUCUCCCAAGAACCUAUAUGAAACAGCUUGCCUUUGUGGCUGCUUUUUGAUUCCUCUUUGGUUGUCGUUAGAUCUAAAACACCAUGUAGCUAUGAUCCUUUGGGAGAGUUGUAUACCUGUAUUGUUAUUGUUGGCUUUUGUUUUUCCCGAUAGCAUUUUAAACUUUGUCUUUGAAUUUAAUAAUGUUGGUUCCUGGUAAUUUGACCUUUUAGUCUUCAUAUGUUAAAUUUGAGAGAUCUUGUGUCGUCUGUCUUUUGCAGGAGUCUGAUCUAAUUUGACCUUACACAACUGUUUGUAAUGCGUUUUAUUAGUUUGUUCCGAGUUGGUUGAACUUUUUCCAGUUCGACUCCUCUGGUUAUAUGAGCUGAAUGGACCGAAUAUAAGACUGAUUUUAAGAAAUCUGUACUUAGUUUUGUAAAAGCAAUUCAAUAGAUCAAAACCACAUUCAGUCGAACAACUUAAACAAGUUCCGUUUCGUUCAAAUCUCAUUCUUCCGUAGGACCAAAUAAGAGCGAAGGCCAUACAACCAUACCGAACUACUUAUCACACAGGGGUAAUAUGUUUGAAACCAAACACCAAACUGGUUUGGUGGAUAGUUUUCCAAUACAUUCCUAAUAAGUAACCUUCCAUUCCAUGUUUGUUUUCACGUCUUAGAAAGGACAGUCAGUGCAAUAGAACUGUCACCAUAGUGAUAUUUAGUUUAGGGCUUGAUCUAUAAUCGAUCUAUUGUAGGUGAGUCAUAACUUGCAUAUAUCUAAGAUAUAUAUAUUUAUGAUUUGAACAUGUGACCUGUCGCACAACAUCAACUUCAUCCAUUUCGCUAACAUUGUGACGUUUAUUGCGACGUUCACUUUUUAAAAUUUUCGGGUACAAUAUUAGGAAAUUAGUUGACAUAAAUGUCAUGCAAACAACACCAUACUCCAAACGCCAGUUUAUUGUUUAUUUCUUUCUGAAUGUGUUAACGUAUAAUAUUCUCUCAAGUAUGUGUCUGCAAAUGUUGGCCUUGAAUGAGCUAAGCACAGGAGCUUGGAAGACCAUCGGUUCGAUGUUAGUCUUGCACUUCGUUUAGGUUGUUGCUGGAUACUCGAAUCAAAUGUUAACAUGCCACUUUGGGAUUCUUGGAUUCUGGAAAUAGUUUAAGACAGUUGAAUUUCAAUUAUCUUUUGUUGUCCCCUCCCCUUUUCUGGAAUAUUAACUGAAUUUCUUCUUGUAACUAGUGGAACAGCUAAUCUACUGUAUUAGACUAUUGAAGAUUGCAAAGGUCACAUGGUGUGUUUCAAUUGUAUUAGCAAA
Vicia villosa (hairy vetch) is the source of this 3417-nucleotide messenger RNA. RefSeq names its product RNA-binding KH domain-containing protein RCF3-like. Gene Ontology annotation, biological process: regulation of gene expression. The transcript is spliced from 7 exons. Gene Ontology annotation, cellular component: cytoplasm; nucleus. Bases 186 to 1883 code for a protein of 565 amino acids. The record is from RefSeq and is a predicted model, not a curated record. Gene Ontology annotation, molecular function: mRNA binding. Lineage: Eukaryota; Viridiplantae; Streptophyta; Magnoliopsida; Fabales; Fabaceae.